Rotaria socialis is the source of this 1092-nucleotide messenger RNA. The record is from the annotation of a GenBank genome assembly. NCBI's taxonomy places the organism in Eukaryota, Metazoa, Rotifera, Eurotatoria, Philodinida, Philodinidae.
AUGCCGUCCAUUCCGCCUAUAUUAAUUAUUGGCGUUAGUCCCAUUGUUAAAAUUGUCGUUCCACUUUUGCGUGCCUUUGGUUUUCAAAUAGUUCAUCUCUGGUCACCUCGUCGAUUAACAUCUGAUAUAAUAUCAUUAUGUAAAGAUACAUUAAAUAUCGAUUCAUUUUCUUGUUCAUCUGCUGCACUUGAUCAGCUAUUGAAUAAUGCAACGCAACCAUAUUUGAUUUUUAUUUGUACUGAAACGGAUCAACAUUUUGCACUUAUGAAACGUAUAACGAGUACAUCGAUUAUAAAGCCAUGUAAUCAUCAUGUUGUUUGCAUGCCACCAUUUAAUGUUGAUCCAAAAUUACUUAUAUCGAUUCAACAGAUUCAACAGCAACUUUGUUGUUACUGUUAUCCGAUUGGUUUUCUACCAACAUUUAUCAAACUGAAACGUUAUCUACAUGAAGAACAAGCAAAUAUAGGUGAUAUUCAAGCGAUUGAGUUUCGUAUUCGCUGUUGUUCAUUAAAAUCAUGUUCGAACGAUCGAAUCAAUAGUAGUCUUCUGAAUCGAUUUGGUUCAUUUGGACUUUUUAUACUUUUUUAUUUAUUUGGUACACAAUAUUUAUCAACAGUUAGCCAUUCAUACAUUCAAUCACCAAAUGAAACAACAUGUUCAUUUCAUAUAAAUUACAAUCGAUCAAAUCGUUUACCGCCGAUACUUGUUAAUAUAAUAUCAAAUUCAAAUAUAUCAUCAACAUAUAAUCAAGAAUUAAUUAUUAUAGCAUCAAAAUGUUCACUUAUUGUUAAUGAUUAUCGUUUGAUAUUGCGUCGUUUUAAUUUCGAUGAUCAAAUCCUAAUUGAUUCAUUUCAUUCAGAUACAAAUGAAAAAUUUUCUCAAUUUUCUUUUGAAAAUCCUGAAAUACCUUUAAUUUUUAUCCAAUCAUUUUAUUAUUUUAUUGGACAUUUAAAAGAAUCAUUAUUAAAUCAAAUUCCUCGAUCAACAUUUACAGAACUUACUUCGUUUGAAAUUGUUUAUAAAGUACAAGAAACAAUUGUUGCUAUACGUGAGGCAGCACGAACCGGUGAAAUAGUACCAAUUGCCAGAUGA